CCUGUGGUCCAGAUUGAGGUGAGAGGUGAGGCGUCUGUCUGGAAAAGUCUUGUCAUAAUGGACAGUUCGAGGAACUGCUUCUGCACCAUGCUGCUGCUGCUCCUUCUGAGUAAUCUGGUCACAGCCUUUGAGGUUCCCCUUGACCUGCCGCAGCCUCCAACCAUAACCAAUCAGUCCCCCAAAGAUUACAUUGUUGAUCCACGGGAGAAUAUCGUCAUCCACUGCGAGGCUAAAGGAAAACCACAUCCAAGCUUCUCCUGGACCAAAAAUGGCAUACAUUUUGAUAUUGAUACGGACUCUAAAGUGACCAUGAAGCCUCAUUCAGGCACUCUGGUUAUUGACAUCAAUGGAGGGGAGAAAGUCGAUGGUUAUGAAGGUGUCUACCAGUGUACUGCACGCAAUGAGCACGGGACUGCUGUCUCAAACAACAUUGUCAUUCGCCAGUCAAGAUCACCCUUAUGGUCAAAAGAGAGGAUCAAGCCAGUCAUCAUAGAAGAGGGAAGGUCUCUGGUGCUGCCGUGCAGACCUCCUGCAGGACUUCCUCCCCCCAUUGUCUUCUGGAUGGACAAUAAUUUCCAGAGGCUUCUGCAAAGCAGACGAGUGUCUCAGGGCCUGAACGGUGACCUCUACUUCUCCAAUGUGGUGACGGGAGAUUCCAGAAAUGACUACAUCUGUUACGCACGCUUCCCCCACACACAGACCAUUCAGCAGAAACAGCCCAUCACCGUUCGUGUCCUUAACAAUAAACCAGUAGAGGAACGACAACCUUCAUUUUUGGUUCCUACUGGUUCCACCAGCUCAAAGAUGGUUCUUAGAGGACAGAUUCUGGAGCUGGAGUGCAUUGCAGAAGGACUUCCUACUCCAAUGAUCUCUUGGAGCAAGUUUGGUGGUGAACUCCCCACUAAAAGAAUCUCCUUCCAGAAUUUUAAUAAAACUCUCCAGAUCAAGGACGUUUCUGAGGAAGAUAUUGGAGAUUACCGCUGCAAAGCCAAGAACAGCCUGGGCUCCAUCCACCACACAAUUCAAGUGACUGUGAAAGCUGCUCCAUACUGGAUCAGUGCUCCCCGAAAUCUUGUCUUGCCUCCACAGGGGACAGGGAUGUUGACAUGCAGAGCAAGAGGGACCCCCAAACCCACCAUCACUUGGUUUAUGAAUGGGGUACCCAUUGAAAAUUCUCCUGUGGACCCUAGCAGAAAAGUGGAAAAUGAUACCAUUAUUUUUACUGAGAUUCAAACUGGCUCCAGCGCUGUUUAUCAGUGUAAUGUGUCCAAUGAACAUGGAUAUCUACUUGCCAACGCCUUUGUCAAUGUACUGGCCGAGCCUCCUAGAAUACUAACCCCACAUAAUAAAGUUUACCAAGUCAUCAUCAACAGGCCUGCUCUCUUGGACUGUGCAUCUUUUGGCUCCCCUAUUCCUGAAGUCAAAUGGUUUAAGAACAGCCAUUCAAGUUUCUUGGAAGGAGACCCAUAUGUGUUCCAUAAGAAUGGAACUCUGGAGAUCCCUGUGGCACAGACAAUGAAUAGUGGCAAAUACACAUGUGUUGCUAGAAACACCCUGGGCAUCUCUGAGAAUCGUGUGUACUUAGAAGUCAAAGAGCCUACGCGGAUUCUGAAGCAACCUGCUUAUAGGGUCAUCCAGAGAAACAGAGAUGUUGUUUUUGAAUGUACAGUAAAGCAUGACCCAUCUCUCUUUCCCACCAUGACCUGGCUCAAAGACAAUGGAGAGCUUCCUGAUGAUGACAGGUUCAUUGUGGGCUCAGACAGCCUUACUAUUGUGGAUGUAACAGAGAGCGAUGAAGGAACGUACACCUGCAUCAUGAACACCACUCUAGACCAUGAUUCUGCCAGCGCUCAACUCACUGUUGUUGAACAACCAGAUGCUCCUACAGAUCUAGAGUUAACUGACCUGGCAGCACGGAGUGUCCAGCUCACAUGGACUCCUGGAGACGAGCACAACAGCCCUAUCCAGAAAUUCCUGAUUCAGUAUGAGGACACUCUUCAUGACAGCGGCACAUGGCACAACCUGACACAUGUGCCUGGUACUAAGACUACUGCUCAUCUUAAGCUGUCCCCGUAUGUGCAUUACAAGUUCAGAGUCCUGGCUCUAAAUAGUGUUGGCUAUAGUCAGCCCAGCCAACCCUCCCGUCUGUACAAAACCAACCCUGCAGUUCCUGAUGAGAAUCCUGCUGAAGUCCAAGGCAUGGGCACAGAACAUAACAAUUUGGUUAUAUCAUGGAAGCCGUUGACAGGUCUUCAGUCGAAUGGCCCUGGCCUGCAGUACAAAGUAAUGUGGAGACAGAAGGACAUGGACAAUGAUUGGACCUCUGAGAUAGUGUCCAAUGUUUCAAAGUUUGUAGUGUCUGGAACACCCACAUUUGUGCCAUACGAGAUAAAAGUGCAGGCUCUGAACAUAUAUGGUCAUGCAUCAGAUCCUGCAGUCUUCAUCGGUUACUCUGGAGAGGACUUGCCAGUGGCAGCCCCAGAAAAUGUGCAUGUUAUGGUGAAGAACACCUCUUUUGCUGAAGUGUCCUGGGAUUCAGUACCACCAAAAUUGGUGCGUGGAAGAGUACAAGGCUACAAGGUGUAUUAUUGGAGAGUAAAAGGCCUACACAAGCACCAUGGCCAUGCACACGCCCAGCACAUGGAUCAGCAAACACUGACCUUCACUGGCAACAGGAGCCAUGGCAUACUUCCUGGUCUGCAGCCCUACAGCGUCUACAAACUCAACAUCAAAGUCUUUAAUGGAAAGGGAGAGGGGCCGGCCAGUGCCAACAGAGAGUUUGAAACUCCCGAGGGAGUUCCUGGUCAACCAGCUUUCCUCAGGAUAAUUAACAGUGAUCUAGAUGCUCUAACUCUGGAGUGGGGGCCUCCUCAUGAGCGGAAUGGGCAUCUCACAGGGUACAGCCUUAAAUAUCAGUCAAUCAAUAACACCAAUGAACUUGGCCAGCUGGAUGAGUUAAUCAUCCCUGCCAACGAGACCAGCAUUACUCUGAAUAACCUCCAGUACAGCACCCACUACAAGUUUUAUUUCAGUGCUAAAACACAGAGGGGAACAGGCCCCAGCAUUACCGAGGAGUUUGCUACAAUAACGGAUGGAGGGAUUCCAGCUUCCCCCCAACCAGUCUCCCCAACUUCUCAGUCUCUACAACCCCCUCUUCAUAAGGCUUAUCCAGUGUCUCCAGUGUUUGGAAACGUUAGCUCAUCUCUGGUCGAUGAUGGAGCAUUAAUCAGUUGGGAGUACUGGGGACCUGAAAAACACAUUUAUGUUGAAUAUAUUGUAGACAACAGCAAUGAAGACUGGCAAAAAGAGAUGGUAAAUGGAUCACAGUCCCAUGUCCUUAAAGGUUUAAAGGAAGGGCUGGCAUACAAAGUGCGUGUGGUGGCUAAAAGCCACACCAACCAAACAGUCCACCACUCUAAGGAGCUAUUGUUUACGGUACCAGCUAUAGCCAGUAUGCAGGGAGAUAUUGCUACCCAAGGCUGGUUUAUUGGUCUCAUGUGUGCCAUUGCCCUCCUUAUCCUGGUUCUCCUUAUCGCCUGCUUUAUCAGGAGGAACAAAGGGGGGAAAUACCCAGUCAAAGAGAAGGAGGCUGCGCAUGCAGACCCUGAGUUCCAGCCAAUGAAGGACGAUGAUAUAAUUUUUGGAGAGUACAGUGACAGUGAGGACCAUAAACCAUUAAAAGGAAGCCGCACGCCGUCCAGUGGCACCGUAAAGCGAGACGACAGUGAUGACAGUUUAGUUGACUACGGGGAAGCAGGAGAUGGACAGUUCAACGAGGACGGCUCUUUCAUUGGCCAGUAUAGUGGAAAGACUGACAGGGACACUGUGCAGGGACACGAGAGCUCAGAGGCCCCCUCACCUGUUAAUGCAAUGAAUUCUUUUGUUUAAGCAGGAAAAUUA
Trichomycterus rosablanca is the source of this 3900-nucleotide messenger RNA. Its product is annotated as neuronal cell adhesion molecule-like. Bases 58 to 3888 code for a protein of 1276 amino acids. Gene Ontology annotation, molecular function: cell-cell adhesion mediator activity. Gene Ontology annotation, biological process: brain development; axon guidance; cell-cell adhesion. NCBI's taxonomy places the organism in Eukaryota, Metazoa, Chordata, Actinopteri, Siluriformes, Trichomycteridae. The record is from RefSeq and is a predicted model, not a curated record. The transcript has 27 exons. Gene Ontology annotation, cellular component: plasma membrane; axon.